AUGAGAAAACCGCGAUCGGUGAGGGAAGGCAUAGACACAGCCACAGCCACCGAUGCCCACAAUGUCACGUACAGUUUCCUCACACUAGCUCAGUGCCAUCUGGCAGCAAAGAGUCCAUUCCAGGGUUGGGUAUGGUGGAAGGUUGCCGGUGAGGGCAGUGAAAAGGAAAGCGAGUAUUUCCAUGGUGAUUGUGUGUCCACUCUCCCUGGUAUACUGGAGGUUGUAGUUGAGCAUUCCCUUAGUGUCUACUGGAUGGACAACUCCAAGUUAGAAAGCGGGGAAGGGCAAAUAACCCAUAUUGGGCCCAAACUACCACCUUUCAAUGAGGAGAAAGUGACCCUGGAGGUCUACUGGGAUGCUACUAUCCCAGCCAUUGCUAACAGGAUUUCGGAGGAACUCCACCAACACCUCCUUUCAUCUUUGAAAGUCUACCCUCAUGAGCUGAUCCGGCUCAAAGGGAUCACUGUUGUUAGGCCUUCUGUGGACAUAAAGUAUUCAUGUCCUGUGAUAAAUUCUGUUUUUGACGAAGCUGCCUUCUCUGCAGCUGCAGCUGGGGAUGUUGUUCCCGAUUUUUAUGAGGUUGUUAGAAUGGGCGAUACAGACGACUCCAGAGUGGGAAUCGGAGACUUAGCGUGGAGGGACCUUGGCCUCAGCGACUCAAGCGGAGCGCUGUGCCAUUGCUGUUUGUCCAUUGGUCCUUAA
This is a messenger RNA of Cantharellus anzutake, 702 nucleotides long. RefSeq lists its product as uncharacterized. The record is from RefSeq and is a predicted model, not a curated record. The transcript is spliced from 8 exons. The coding region runs from base 1 to 702 and encodes 233 amino acids. Lineage: Eukaryota; Fungi; Basidiomycota; Agaricomycetes; Cantharellales; Hydnaceae.